AUGCUCAACAUUAGCCGUCUCGCUUUCCUCUUCGGAGCUGUUCUCCCCACGGCGCUCGCUGCUCCCGUAACAAAGCAGAGCGAUGUUAUUGAAGGCAAAUACAUCAUCACCCUAAAGCCGGAGGCCGAGGUCCAGAUCCAGGUCAAUUGGGUAAACGAUGUGCACAAGCGCAGCUUUGCCAAGCGUGACACUGCUGGUGUCGAGCACACAUACGACAUCAAGACCUUCAAAGGUUACGCCGGCGAGUUCGAUGAGAACACUCUGGCCGAGAUCAAGGCCAACCCCAAUGUUGCUGCAAUCGAGCCGGACCACCUUGUACAUCUCCCCUUCAAGGUGGAGCAGGUCUUCGACAAGCGUGCUCUCACAACGCAGACCGGCGCUACCUGGGGCCUUGGUGCUAUCUCUCAUAAUACCGGCUCUUCUACAAGCUACAUCUACGACUCUACCGCUGGACAGAACACCUACGCCUACGUUAUAGACAGUGGUAUCAUCACGAGCCACACCCAAUUCGGUGGCCGUGCUUCCCUCGGUUACAACGCCGUGAGCGGCGUUCAGCAUACUGAUACCCUCGGCCACGGAACCCACGUCGCCGGCACCAUUGGUGGAUCUACCUAUGGUGUAGCCAAGAAGACGAAUCUCAUUUCCGUCAAGGUAUUCGAUGGUAGAACUGGUUCGCAGUCCACUAUCCUCGCCGGUUUCGACUGGGCUGUAAACGACAUUGUCAGCAAGGGCCGCACCUCGAAGUCCGUCAUCAACAUGUCCCUUGGUGGUCAAGCCUCUACUGCAUGGACCAGCGCCAUCUCUGCCUCCUAUCAGCAAGGUGUGCUUUCCGUCGUAGCUGCCGGAAACGGUGACGAGGACGGCAACCCGCUCCCUGUCUCUGGCCAGUCGCCCGCCAACGCUCCCAACGCCAUCACCGUCUCUGCCGCCGACUCCUCAUUCCGCGUUGCGUCGUUCGCUAACUAUGGGGCGGGCGUCGACGUCUUCGCCCCUGGGGUCAGCGUUUUGUCUUCUUACAUUGGUGGCAACUCGGCGACUGCCAGCCUCAGCGGUACCUCUAUGGCUACUCCUCACACUGUUGGUCUUGCUCUUUACCUCAUUGCACUUGAGGGCUUGUCCACCCCGGCUGCUGUCACCAACCGUAUCAAGGCUCUUGCUGUGACUGGUAAGGUUACUGGAUCCCUGAACGGCAGCCCCAACGUAUUCAUCUACAACGGUAACGGUGCCUAG
Molecule: messenger RNA, 1230 nt
Organism: Didymosphaeria variabile
Lineage: Eukaryota; Fungi; Ascomycota; Dothideomycetes; Pleosporales; Didymosphaeriaceae
Product: proteinase B
Exons: 3
Coding region: 1-1230 (409 amino acids)
Biological process (GO): proteolysis
Molecular function (GO): serine-type endopeptidase activity
Source: RefSeq, a predicted model, not a curated record